UUUCUCCCUUGUAUCCGCGUUACACCCUAUAUUUUCUCCACCCCCCUUUCACUUUCUCUCUCUACACUCCAUUUUCGCCCCCCCCAAAAAAAAAAAAAAAAAAAAAAAGUAUUUUUCUGAGCUGUACGUAUAGCUGUUGUUGUUGUUGUUGUUAUUUGUUCCAUUUGUCCUUCACCGAUCAGUAAGUUGAGGAGAUAGGGCUUUGAUUGCUGUUUUUUUGUGAAGAGAUGGCGAACCGAAGGGAGGAUGAGAAGAAUGAAAGAACUAUACGGAAUCUGCUAAAGCUUCCUGACAAUCGACGAUGUAUAAACUGUAAUAGUUUGGGGCCACAAUAUGUUUGCACGAAUUUCUGGACAUUUGUUUGCACAACAUGCAGUGGUUUACAUCGGGAGUUCACCCAUAGAGUGAAGUCAGUAUCCAUGGCUAAAUUCACCUCACAAGAAGUUAGUGCCCUUCAAGGAGGAGGAAAUGCGAGUGCAAAGGAAAUAUAUCUGAAGGACUGGGACCCACAGCGUAAUUCUCUCCCAGAUGGCAGUAAUGUAGAGAGGCUUCGUGAUUUUAUUAAGCAUGUGUAUGUGGAUAGAAGAUACUCUGGUGAAAGGAACUUUGAGAAGCCACCAAGGGGAAAGAUGGCUGAAGCUGAGAAUUUAAACGAGAACAGGAAGACAGAUACCUACCAGGGUGGCUCUCGAAGCCCACCAAAUGAGGAAGUAUAUGAGCGUCGAUACAGCGACAGGCCUAGUCCUGGUGGGAGAAGUAGUGGUGGAAGAAGUCCUGGAUUUGAUCAAAAAAGUCCUGCCCGUGCUGAAGUAAUCAAUGACUGGCGACGUGAGGAUAGAUUUGGGAAUGGAAGGAGAUCUGACGAUGGUCGAAUUUCUGAUGGAGGUUCCAAGUUUGAAAGCCUGUCACCUGACCGUCAAAGCGACCUUGACACAUCCAGUCCCCCAAUGGUUCGACCUGUUAGAGAGAUUCUUGGAGAUAGUGUAUCUCCCCUUCGAGUUAUUGAACCUCCGAAAACCAAUGGUGGUAGGUCUGCUGCUGAUAGUUCCAUGCGAACCCAGAGGACUGCAUCUUCCAGUAGUUUGGCGUCCUCCAACGGGAACCCUGUUGAACUUAAGAAAGAAACCUCUUUAAUCGAUUUUGAUGAUGUUCCUGAACCCCCAGCUUCUGCUCCGGCACCACAAAUACAACAAUCUGCUACAGUCAUCCCUGUUGCACAACCAACAAAACCUGCUGCUGACAACUGGGCGAAUUUUGAUUCAUUUGCAGAGGUAAAAGCAUCUCCAGCUCCUUCAAACACCAAUCUACUGGAUGUACUCUCAGAGUUGGCUGCUCCAGCAACUGCAACUGCUCCUUCAGGAAGUCCUGGUGGUAGUGCAGCUCCAUUCACUCCCUUCAGUAGUUUUGCUCCUGGAGCUGCAACGAUGGACAACUCAGCAGCAUUUCCUCUUGGUGGUGCUCUGGCUGCACCCACUGGACCGACAUCAAUACUGCCGGUUAGUGGUGGUAAUGCCUUUGCAAAUACUUCCGGUCGACACUGGUCUAAUAUGCAACCUCAGCAGACUUCCUUGUUUCCUACGACUGGCCCACAGGCUAUACCACAGCUUUCUACUCCAGCUGCUGGUGGACCUUCUGGCAAUCAGCAAUGGAAUUCUUCAGUUGCCCCGAGCACACUUGGUUAUCCUAGUUCAGCAACUGCACAAGUGCCUCAAGCUGUAAACCUUGUCCUUCAGGAAGCCACUUCUGCAGUUGCAUCUCAAGCUUCUUCUGUCGAAAUCAAAUCUAUCGGAAGAAAAGAACUGCCUGCGGAUUUGUUUGCUGUAAAUUAUUCUUCAAUCCCUGGAGCUUAUCCAGGCUGGCAUACUGGUCCACAUCAUGGCUAUGGGUACGCGGUGCAAUACAACAUGUCAAUGGCUACAAAUGCUCUGCCACAGCCAUCAAAAUCAACAAAUCCUUUUGAUGCCAUAAAUGAGCCACCUGUACAAGCCCCAACGUUUCCAUCAAUGGCAUCAUUACAAGGUGCACUACCAAACAUGGCAGCUCCAACUGGAUUGGUGCGUACAUCCAGCCUCGGUGCCCCAACUUUUCAUCCUCCUGCCAUGCCUCAGCAAGCACCAUCUUAUGCAUCGCCGAUUCCACAAGGCUCAUACAUGGGGCAUCAAGUAGCUGGUAGCAUGCCACAGAGGCCGCCAGGAGUAGCAAGUUUUGGCUUUGAUGGGUUUGGAGCUCUGAACUCGAAUCAACAGCAGGGUGGAUUAUAUUCUGCACCACCACCUACCCAGAACACCUUCUCUUCUCCCGCAGGAAACCCAUUUGGAUAAGGAAAAUUCAUUUCUAAUGUGAUUGGCUUUGAGCAUCGUCUUGUCGUUUCCUCUGGAAACAUCGAGUCACGUUAUAUUCGUAGCUGUUUGCUGUAGAAUAUUUAUGAUCGAGACGUUCCCAAGGGUUAUGGCAUUCAUCACCGAGCAUCGGAUCCUCUUUUACUGUGCUGCUGCCAAAAAGAACUGUAAUUAGAUGCUGGAAGAGGAGCUAAAGGAUUUAUCAAUGAGUGGAACCUUCACUGCGAGACAUAUCUAUUAUGUGCAUUUUGCCUGCUGCACCUUAAGAUGUGUAUUAUUCUUUCUUUCUUUUUUUUCCUUCUUUUCGUCAUAUUAUUUAUUAAUCUUCUUUUUUCAUCCCUCCCCUCUUGCCCUGAAGUUGUAUUGUUUAACUUAUUUUGGUUUUUGUUAGUAUUGUUGUGAUCAGUGUUUCCAGUGUAGAACUUUGGCUGUAUUGUACAGUUUGUAUUACUAGUACGAUAGGAUUUAAUGUAAUAUCUGCAUUCUUUCUUCUUUUA
Messenger RNA from Lycium ferocissimum, 2836 nucleotides. RefSeq names its product probable ADP-ribosylation factor GTPase-activating protein AGD14. The transcript is spliced from 14 exons. The record is from RefSeq and is a predicted model, not a curated record. NCBI's taxonomy places the organism in Eukaryota, Viridiplantae, Streptophyta, Magnoliopsida, Solanales, Solanaceae. Gene Ontology annotation, molecular function: GTPase activator activity. Bases 228 to 2321 code for a protein of 697 amino acids.